AUGACCCUACUUCAAAUUCUCUCUUACACUUUUACUAUUUUAAUCGCAUACUUUAUUCUUAUACCGAGUAUUCAGAUAUUGAUUUCUCCACUGCAAUGGCAUGCGACUAACAAGUACGACUUUGCUUCACUAAAUAUUGCUCUGCACAAGAAAUAUGGGCCCAUCGUCCGUCUCGGACCCAACCGCUAUAGCGUCAACGAUGCCGAAGCAACCAAAAUUUUUCUUGGUCACGCCAACGCCCUAGAUAAAACACAAUACUACGUUUCUUUUGGCUCACCCAAGAGACCCAAUAUAUUUACCGAACCAAAAAUCUCGGCUCAUAAAAUCCUACGCCGUCCAACGUCUGCGCUCUACUCAAUCACUAGCUUGCUCUCCUACGAACCCUUUGUAGAUACAUGCAACAAAAUCCUAGCCAACCGCCUCCGCGAAUACGCGCGCAGCAACAAAGACAUGGAUAUGCGAUUGAUGAUGCAAUACUACGCUUUUGAUGUGAUUGGAGAAAUCACCGCAGGAUCCCGCUUCGGAUUCAUGGAAGAUGGCGACAAGAAUAACAUGAUUACUCCUAUUGACGACAUGGUCAAGAUUGGAGCAAUGUUUGGGCUUGUAUCCGAGCUGAAUUACCUAGUUGUGUAUCUCGCUGGUAUUUUCAAGGUGAAGCCACCCUUCCAAAAGAUUCUUGAUUUUGCACUCGUUCAUAUAAACGACCGCACCUCAGGACGCACAAAAUCAAGGGAUGAUCGUCAGGAUUUCAUCGACAAAUUGCUACCACUGGAAAGCGAGGGGAAAAUCACAAGAAUGGACACUAUAGAUGCAUGUGGUGGUAACAUCGCGGCUGGUUCAGACACGACUGCCAUUUCCCUUACUGCUACUUUUGCGUACCUGGCUAUGAACCCUGUGGCGCUUGCUAAACUCCGGGACGAACUCGACAAAGCCACGAGCAAUGGAACGCUGUCUGAUCCAGCGACUUUUCAGGAAGCACAGAAGUUGCCCUAUCUUCACGCCGUUAUUUAUGAAUCUCUUCGUAUGCAUUCCGCUGUUGGUGCGCCAAUGGCUCGUGUUAUUGGUAAAGAGGGUGCUACUCUUGCGGGCCAAUACUUCCCUCCAGGCACUGAAGUCGGCGUCAAUCCCUGGGUCGCACACUACAACACCGACAUCUUCGGUCCUGAUGCAGCAAAAUUCGUGCCCGAGCGCUGGUUGACUGACGAUGCUGAGAAGCUGUCUAGCAUGAACCGCAACCUUCUAGCCUUUGGCGCGGGACCGAGGACGUGUCUAGGGAAGAAUAUUUCGUUAUUAGAGAUGUUUAAAGUGGUGCCGCAGGUUAUAAGACAUUUUGACUUUGAGAUUUUAGCGGAUAAACAGACGGGCAAAGGAUAUGCUUGGAAGACUUACUGGUUUACAAAGCAAGAUUUUAAGUGUCGUGUUGUGGAGCGAAAGGCAUAG
This is a messenger RNA of Exserohilum turcica Et28A, 1440 nucleotides long. RefSeq lists its product as uncharacterized. Gene Ontology annotation, molecular function: monooxygenase activity; heme binding; oxidoreductase activity, acting on paired donors, with incorporation or reduction of molecular oxygen. Lineage: Eukaryota; Fungi; Ascomycota; Dothideomycetes; Pleosporales; Pleosporaceae. Bases 1 to 1440 code for a protein of 479 amino acids. The transcript has 3 exons. The record is from RefSeq and is a predicted model, not a curated record.